This is a messenger RNA of Penicillium taxi, 486 nucleotides long. RefSeq lists its product as uncharacterized. The transcript has 2 exons. NCBI's taxonomy places the organism in Eukaryota, Fungi, Ascomycota, Eurotiomycetes, Eurotiales, Aspergillaceae. Bases 1 to 486 code for a protein of 161 amino acids. The record is from RefSeq and is a predicted model, not a curated record.
AUGGCCAGUUUCAAGACAUUCAUUAACCUCAUGGCUAAGCUCACGACUCCUCGCGAUCUAGCCGCCCUCCGAGCCUACCAUAUCGAUAACUUCCUUGAUGAUAAAAUUUUCGAUAACAAACAUUUUCGACGUCUUAUAGAUGGCGCGAGGAGACUCAACCCCAUCACAAAAGUACGGAUUAGAAAACCGAUUUCGCGUGACACUAUCACGAAAUUAUCCGCGAUCCUCGCCACACUCCUGUUACAGCCCUCGGAGAUGACAGCGAACCUUCUAGACGAUCUGAACUUCGCCACCGCGUGUCGAGUAGCAUUCGCUGGGUUCCUCCGCCUCGGGGAAUUUACCUACAAGACUGGAGAGCUCAGUAUACGUUCUAUCUUCUCAGCCACAAAAUUAACGCGCUCCGACGUUAGAUUCUCGUCUUCAUUAGACCACGCACAACUCACGCUAAAGCGCAGCAAGAUAGACCGCCGCCACGAAGGGGUGUAA